Nycticebus coucang (slow loris) is the source of this 2324-nucleotide messenger RNA. RefSeq names its product G2/M-phase specific E3 ubiquitin protein ligase (gene G2E3). Gene Ontology annotation, molecular function: ubiquitin-protein transferase activity. The transcript is spliced from 15 exons. The coding region runs from base 91 to 2208 and encodes 705 amino acids. The record is from RefSeq and is a predicted model, not a curated record. Gene Ontology annotation, cellular component: nucleus. NCBI's taxonomy places the organism in Eukaryota, Metazoa, Chordata, Mammalia, Primates, Lorisidae.
GCUCCGGGUUGGUGUGCAGCGGCGCCGCGCGAGAAGGGAAAAGUGACACGGACUCUGUAGAACUCCUUUCCGCCCAGAGCGCUUUGUAAAAUGAAUGAAAAUAAACCUAGUGACUCACAGGACCUUGCUUGUGUUUUUUGUCGAAAAAGUGAUGAUUGCCCUAAUAAAUAUGGAGAAAAGAAAACUAAUGAGAAAUGGAAUCUCACUGUACAUUACUAUUGUUUGUUAAUGUCAAGUGGAAUUUGGCAGAGAGGUAAAGAAGAAGAAGGAGUUUAUGGUUUUCUAAUAGAAGACAUCAGGAAGGAAGUGAAUAGAGCUUCUAAACUGAAAUGCUGUAUUUGCAAGAAAACUGGCGCUUCAAUUGGAUGUGUUGCCCCCCGAUGUAAACGAAGUUAUCAUUUUCCUUGUGGACUUGAGAAAGAAUGUAUUUUCCAGUUCACUGGCAAUUUUGCAUCAUUUUGUUGGCACCAUCGACCUGUUCAAAUGAUUACAUCUAAUAGUUACAGAGACUCCAUACCGUGCACCAUUUGCUUGGAAUUUGUUGAGCCUAUUCCGACUUACAGCAUAUUACGAAGUCCUUGUUGUAAGAAUGCUUGGUUUCAUAGAGACUGUUUGCAGGUUCAAGCAAUAAAUGCGGGAGUGUUUUUCUUUAGGUGUACAAUAUGCAAUAAUAGUGACAUAUUUCAGAAAGAGAUGUUGAGAAUGGGGAUUCAUAUUCCUGAAAAAGAUGCAUCUUGGGAAUUAGAGGAAAAUGCCUAUCAAGAGCUUCUGCAGCCCUAUGAGCAUUGUGAUGUCCGAAGAUGUCGCUGCAAGGAAGGGCGAGACUAUAAUGUACCUGACAGCAAAUGGGAAAUAAAGCGCUGUCAGUGUUGUGGGUCCAGGGGAACACAUUUAGCCUGUUCCUCACUACGAUCAUGGGAACAAAACUGGGAGUGUUUGGAAUGCAGAAGUAUUAUCUACAAUUCAGGAGAUUUCCAAAAAGCAAAAAAACAUGCAUUACCCAACUCUAAUAUGGGAAUUGCUGAUUGUUUGUUGGAAGAGUCAUCACCCAAAUUACCAAGACAGUCACCUGGAGUCCAGAGUAAAGAGCUACUAAGGCAAGGCAGCAAGUAUAAAAGAGAUAUUUCGACUAUACUGAUAGAGUUAGGAUUCCAAAUUAAAAAAAUAACUAAAAGAUUGUAUAUCAACAAAACCAAUAUCUGGAAUAGUGCCUUAGAUGAAUUCAGAAAGCAAAGCUUUAAUCCUUCAUAUGCAAUUGAAGUAGCAUAUGUUAAUGAAAAUGAUAACUUUGGAAGAGAGCGUCCUGGAUCAAAGCAUGAAUUUCUAAGUCUCUUAUUGCAACAUCUUGAGAACUCACCAUUGUUUGAAGGGUCCUUGUCAAAGAAUUUAUCUCUAAAUACUCAAGCUCUGAAAGAGAAUCUUUACUAUGAAGCUGGGAAAAUGUUUGCCGUUUCUUUGGUUCAUGGUGGUCCUUCACCUGGUUUCUUUUCUAAAACCUUGUUUAACUGCCUUGUUUAUGGACCAGAAAAUACCCAACCAGUUUUAGACGAUGUUUCAGACUUUGAUGUGGCACAAAUUAUAAUCAGGAUAAACACUGCAACAAAUAUGACUGACUUAAACUCAGUAAUAAAUGAAUUUUAUAACUACCUGGAGUUUACUGGAUGUGUCAGACUUAUCACAACAUUAAAUGACAAAUAUAUGUUGGUAAAAGACUUACUUGUCUACCAUGUAAUUAAGAGAGUCCAAGCACCAUUUGAGAGUUUUAAGCAGGGUCUGAAAACUCUUGGUGUUUUGGAGAAAAUUCAGACUUACCCAGAAGCAUUUUGUAGCAUCCUUUGUCAUAAACCUGGGAAUCUUUCUGCAAAAAUCCUUAGUGAUCUUUUCACAGUACAUACAUUACCUGACGUACAAACUUUGGGGUUUUGGAACAGUUACUUACAAGAUGUUGAGGAUGGUAAAUCUGCAACCACAAUGGAAGACAUUCUUAUUUUUGCAACUGGUUGUAGUUCCAUUCCUCCAGCUGGAUUUAAACCUACUCCUUCAAUUGAGUGCCUGCAUAUGGAUUUUCCUGUUGGAAACAAGUGUAAUAACUGCUUAGCAAUUCCAGUCACCAGUACAUAUAAAGAGUUUCAAGAAAACAUGGACUUUGCCUUAAGAAACACUCUAAAACUAGAAAAGGAAGAAAGUUCUCACUACAUUGAACAUUAAGAUAUUUCAUGGAGAUCCUUCUUUAAAAAGCUGCUAUUGAAAACUUUUUUUGUUUCAGAACUUUAUCAUCACUGUAACAAAUUUGUUAGGUCCUUGACCCAAUAAAAUUUAUGUUA